This is a messenger RNA of Batrachochytrium dendrobatidis JAM81, 261 nucleotides long. RefSeq lists its product as uncharacterized. NCBI's taxonomy places the organism in Eukaryota, Fungi, Chytridiomycota, Chytridiomycetes, Rhizophydiales. Gene Ontology annotation, cellular component: nucleus. The annotation marks the transcript as partial. The record is from RefSeq and is a predicted model, not a curated record. Gene Ontology annotation, molecular function: zinc ion binding; DNA binding; DNA-binding transcription factor activity, RNA polymerase II-specific. The transcript has 2 exons. Gene Ontology annotation, biological process: positive regulation of transcription by RNA polymerase II.
AUGGAGACCGAUCCAGUUUCAUUUCUAGCUGAUCAGACUAUUGCUGUUGGUAAAGGUGCUCGCAACAAAUCCAGAGUAACUCAAGCCUGCGACUUGUGCAGUAAAAAGAAAUCAAAGUGUGAUGGAGCCAAACCACUAUGCAGCAACUGUGUUUCUUCAGAUACUCCUUGUACAUACACUCGUAAUCCUAAACGUCGAGGCCCGCCACCAGGAUAUUUUUCUAGUGUUAUGCAUCGGCUCAAGCAACUCGAGGCAAAAAUA